This is a messenger RNA of Vollenhovia emeryi, 1473 nucleotides long. RefSeq lists its product as uncharacterized. The transcript is spliced from 2 exons. Lineage: Eukaryota; Metazoa; Arthropoda; Insecta; Hymenoptera; Formicidae. The coding region runs from base 353 to 946 and encodes 197 amino acids. The record is from RefSeq and is a predicted model, not a curated record.
GACCGAAACUAUUCAUCCAACCAAUUUUACAUUAAAAUAUUUCUAAUAUAUAACGUUUUUAUACUUUUUAUUCUAAUACUACAAUUAAAAAAAGCGGCAGUAAUUGGGACACUGGCAGUAAUUGGGACAUUUACCCUAUAAAUUUCUAAAAUUCUUAAUUGUAUAAAACAUUCGUUGUACAGACACUUUCUCCGUCCUGGAGCAUCGAAUUCAUUUAUACCGCAUGAAGGAAAUGAAGAUAAACAAGAGAGGAAGUCAAAGGAGACUCACAAUGUUAAAGGAGACCAAUCGAGAACAAUCUUAAAAAAGAAUCUUGCGGAGGAACAAACGUUAAGGAUGCGCAAAAAUUUGGAUGUUAGUAAGUAAAAUUUUCAGAAACUCUCAUUCUGAGUUUAUGUUCAAGAAAACUUUUUUACUCUGCUUUGUGUUCACAGAUGACGACGCAAAUUCCACAAAUGAUGAAGGAUUAAAGAAGGUAAUGUACAAAAUAAAUAUUGGACUGUCUCUCUCUCUCUCUCUCUCUCUCUCUCUCUCUCUCUCUCUCUCUCUCCAUCUCUCCUUCUCUUGCAAAAAAACGGAAAACCCGAAAGCCAAUCUUAUGGAUUGGUCUUCGGAGGAUGACUUAGAGAAGGAACUAUAUAUGGCUUCGUCAUCAAACAACCCAGAAGAGCAACGUAUGGAUUGGUCAUCCGAGGACCCAGAAAAGGAACGUAUGGAUUGGUCAUCCGAGGACCCAGAAAAGGAACGUAUGGAUUGGUCAUCCGAGGACCCAAAAGACAAUAAAAAUAUGGAAUGGGAGUCUGACGAUGGGUCGUCAACAGACAAUAAUAAAAUAGACUGGGAGUCAAACGACUCAAAAAACCAAAUGAUUUGUGAGCGAGUAUAUGAUAACACGGAAGAGGAGGUAUUUAUGAUACUAAAUAAUUUAAAUCGAAUAAAUUUCUGAUACACUGUACAUUGUUAAACUUACACUGUGUAAGUAUAACAAUGGAUAACAGUGUAUCAGAUAAAAAGUGUCUUGCAUUGCCAUAUUAAUAUAUGCAUUUCUUUUAACAAUUUUUGCAGUGACACGUGACUGACGUGACGUUACUGGAUCACAUUCCUCUCUCACGAAAACUAGGGAAUAUAACCUUUUGCGAAGUAAUACAAGUUUGUAUAUACACAAGCCAGAUUUAAAUAUAUUGUAUAAUGCAAGUAAAUAUAAAAUAUAAAUACAAUAUUAAUUAAAGUGCUGUACAUAAUAUAAUAUAAAUAAUACAAAUCUUUGAAAACAUACUUUCUCGACGAGAAUGGACACGUGCAGAAUCCAGAACUCCCGGCGACUCGAAGCAAGAGUCAGUUGAGUGCCCGCAUGGAGCGCGACAAUGUGAAUACAACGGAUGAGCAAUUUGACCAAUGGAUAUCUGGACUAUAACGCUUAAUUAUCUCUCUCUUGCUCAAUCGCGGUUUAUUCACGCGUCUAAUUGUAAGACG